AUGGAUCCCACCCCGAGCGCUUCCCACCGCCGCCGCCUCUCGCUUCUCUCGCCGGCGUCCCCCGCCUCGCCUGCCGUGGUCAAGGCGCUCUUUCAGGAUGAGCUCUCGCCUGUCUCGGACCUCCGCCUCACCAUGGAGCAGCUGGGGCGCGGGCAGGGUGAUCAAGACGUGGGAACCAAAAAUGGACUGCACAGAUCAGCCUCUUCAGAGUCCACAGACUCAGGUUUGGCUUUGGAUUCUCCUGGCCCUGGGACCUCACACGACGCCAUGGAGGACACGUUUGAGAAAGCAAUCAAAUCCAGCAGGCUGAACCUUCGAAUACCUUUCAGAAGAAUCCAUUCCCUGCCACAAAGUCUGCUGGGCUCCAGCCCUGCUCUGAAGAGAAACCACUCUGACUCUCUGGACACUGAUGCUUUCCAGCCUUUGGAUCAGGAUGAAAAUAAGGAAAAUGAAUCAUUUGAGUUCAAGAAGCCAACCAAACCAGCUUCUCGUGGCUUCCGUGAUGGGAGGGGUGUUCCUGCAGCAAGGCAAAACUCAUCUCCAGCCCAGCUGCCCAUGGGGGAAACAGCCUCUGGGGAACAGAACUCCAGGGCAGCCUUCCUGCAGCAGCAUUCCCUGCCCUCCUCGGAGAGUGAGGAUGAUGAUGGCUUCAUGGAGCUGCUGGAUGACCAGGACUUGAAGAACCAUGAGGAGAUGCCCUCGGACGUGUCCAGUCUCUGGACGGCGCCGCUGGUCAUGAGGAGAGCGGACAGCCGGGCCAAGCGGUGCCGGCUGUUUGGCUCUUCAUCCAUGUCAAGCAUUGCAGGAAGAACCACCCAGAAAAGGAUGGAGAGAUCCCAGGAGGAGAAUUCUCCAGGGAAAAGCAAGAAGAGGAAAAGCCUGCCAGGAACUUCUGAGGACUCCAUGAGCCUGAAGCUGGUGAGGACCCAGCCCUCGACAGCAGAGAUUGAGAGCAUUUUGGACAGUGACCAGAGGGACCUUAUCGGGGACUUCUCCAAGAGUUAUUUAUUUGACACUGUUGAUGGGAAACAUCAAGAUUUAAAAUACAUCGACUCUGAAAUGAUUGUGUCUGUGCUGACUGGGAAGUUUGAGAGCUUCAUCAAGCAGUGUGUGAUAAUUGACUGUAGAUACCCCUAUGAGUAUGAAGGGGGGCACAUCAAGGGUGCCAUAAACCUGCACAUGGAGGAGGAGGUGCAGAAUUUCCUGCUGAAGAAGCCCAUCCAGCCGUCGGAGGACAAGCGCGUCAUCGUGGUGUUCCACUGCGAGUUCUCCUCGGAGCGGGGCCCGCGCAUGUGCCGGUUUGUGAGGGAGCAGGACAGGCUGAGCAAUGAGUACCCCAACCUGCACUACCCAGAGCUCUACGUGCUCAAGGGAGGCUACAAGGAUUUCUUCUCGAGGUGCCAGAGCUUCUGCGAGCCCCAGAGCUACCGCCCGAUGCACCACAAGGACUUCAAGGAGGACCUGAAGAGGUUCCGCACCAAGAGCCGGACCUGGGCCGGGGAGAAGAGCAAGAGGGAGAUGUACAGUCGGCUCAAGAAGCUCUGAGGGCUGCAGGGACCUGCAAGGACUGCCCAGCCUGGGGGCUGCAGUGGGACAGCCACGUGUUCCUGUGCUCCCACCCCCCUGGGCUGUCUCCUCCCUGGGAUCACCUGGACCUCGGCCCCGCGAGCCGGAUUCCGGCUGGGAGCUGCCUUGGGAUUCUUUUGGUUACGUUGCUUCAUGAAAAUGUUGUGGCUUCUUGUGUUGUGUGACACCCCCAGAUCACCCAGGGAGGGUGGGGACAGCCUCGUGGGGCUGGGCUCGGUGUCAGCACUGCCAGGGAAUUGUAGUGCCUGUUAAUUUUUUAAAUGCUUAAUUUUAUUUAAAUACAGUCAAAUGAAGCCAAUACCGCUGCGGUUGGAUCAUCUGGAUUGUACUUAAACCUUGUUUCUGCUCCAGGGCGACCUGCUGGGGGUCUGGGGGGUCGUUGUUUUUCUCAAUGCAGUUUUGGUUCUGUGUAGCAUUGUGGGAAGGAAAAUGGGAAAUAUCCCACGAUGGCUCAGGAUUCCCACCUGGGCCAGUGCUGCAGGAAGCCCUGGGAGCCCAUCUGAGGGAAACUGCUUAUUGUUCAUAAACAUCACGUUCACCUCGUUCACUCCAGGGUGUUUCAUUUCAUGGGCUGGCUGUGGUGGUUCUGGAGGAGUUGGUGUUUUGGUGGAGGGAGAGGUUUUGGGAGCUGAGGGGCUCCAGCAGUUGGGGGAUCCCAGGAUUCUCAGUUGGGGGAUCCCAGGAUUCUCAGUGGUGCCGCUGCUGCCUCUGAGCCUGUGAGUUGUUGUUCUUAUCCUGCAACGGUGCCAGAGCAGAUCCUGGCUGUGAGGGAUCCCAGAAGCUGCUCUGACUCUGACACCUCUUCCCUGGGAGUGGCUGUGGCCACCUCUCCAUCUGCCAGGAAAGGCAGGAGGUGGAAUUUAUGCGUGGGGGAAGCAGAACUUCCUCAGCUGCGUUGGACCCCUGCAGAUGAGGGAGUUCUGCAGUCCCAAACUGCUUUGCUGCUGGUUUUGGGGUCACUUCAGCCCCAGCUCCUAAAGCCAUCUUCCUCACACCAACUUCCAGGUGAAAACUGCUGCUCCUGGGAAGCUCCACGUGCCUGGGAACUUCCUGGUUCACUCUGUAUCCAUGUCAAAAAAUACUGAAAUGGGGGUGCCUUGUGUGGAAUUUUAACUUGCUUUUUUUUUUGAAACCUAUUUCUUAAAACCUGCUGUUAAUCCUUUUGCUCCCAAGAGGAUUAAACUUGGACUUCUUUCUUGUUUAAAAA
Messenger RNA from Agelaius phoeniceus (red-winged blackbird), 2794 nucleotides. It is a transcript of the gene CDC25A, whose product is annotated as cell division cycle 25A. Gene Ontology annotation, molecular function: protein tyrosine phosphatase activity. Gene Ontology annotation, cellular component: cytoplasm; nucleus. NCBI's taxonomy places the organism in Eukaryota, Metazoa, Chordata, Aves, Passeriformes, Icteridae. Gene Ontology annotation, biological process: positive regulation of G2/MI transition of meiotic cell cycle; protein dephosphorylation; G2/M transition of mitotic cell cycle. The record is from RefSeq and is a predicted model, not a curated record.